AUGUCUUCCUCACUCAUGCCCCGCAGCGACUCCUUCAACGCCCGCGUCCGCGGCACCAGUCACAUCGACUUCAAGACUGCCACAACCGGCGUCGCUGCAAAGUCAAUGCGCAACGAGAUCUCCCGUCUCGUCUCCACUGUCGAGGAUCCUGCCACAAAAAAGGCCUUUGACACAGAGAUGCAGUCCUUUUUCUAUCUCUUCACCAGGUAUCUCGCCGAGCGUGCAAAAAGCGUCGAUCUUGACUGGGAUCGCAUCAAGUCCCCUGCUGAUGACCAGAUCAUCCCCUACGCCAACCUCCCUGCCCCUAAAAACUCCUCCAACCUCAACAAGCUUGCCGUGCUCAAGGUCAACGGUGGUCUCGGUACAUCUAUGGGCAUGACCGGCGCAAAGAGUGCCCUCGAAGUCAAGGACGACAUGACCUUCCUUGAUCUCACUGUUCGUCAGAUCGAGCAUCUCAACACUACCCACCGCGUCGAUGUCCCCCUCAUCCUCAUGACCUCAUUCAACACACAUGACGACACGCUCCGCAUCAUCAAGAAAUACGCCAACCAGCAGCUCCGUAUCACCACCUUCAACCAAUCCCGCUACCCCCGUAUCUUCAAGGAGACCCUUCUCCCCUGCCCAAAGCGCGCCGAUGACGACAAGAAGCACUGGUACCCUCCUGGCCACGGAGAUCUCUACAACGCUCUCCUCCACUCUGGCGUCCUCGAUCAGCUCAUUGCUGAAGGCAAGGAGUACCUUUUCGUAUCCAACUCUGAUAACUUGGGUGCCGUUGUCGACGAGAGUAUCCUUCAGCACAUGAUUGACACUAAUGCCGAGUUCAUCAUGGAGGUCACUGACAAGACCAAGGCUGAUAUCAAGGGUGGAACUCUUAUUGAUUAUGAUGGCUCUGUCCGUCUCCUUGAAAUCGCCCAGGUUCCUUCAGAGCACGUCGAGGACUUCAAAUCCAUCCGCAAGUUCAAGAUCUUCAACACCAACAACUUGUGGAUCAACUUGAAAGCUCUUAAGCGCAUCAUGGACAAUGAGGGCCUUGAACUCGAGAUCAUCAUCAACCCCAAGACCACCGAUGAUGGACAUGCCGUCAUUCAGCUCGAGACUGCUGCCGGUGCUGCCAUCAAGCACUUCAAGAACGCUCACGGUAUCAACGUGCCCCGUAAACGCUUCUUGCCAGUGAAGAGCUGCUCCGAUCUUUUGUUGAUCAAGAGUGAUAUCUACUCACUCCAGCACGGACAACUCGUUAUCAAUGAGCAGAGGAUGUUCGAGACAACCCCGGUCAUUAAACUUGGUGACCACUUCAAAAAGAUCCAACAAUUCCAGAAGCGAUUCAAGAAGAUCCCCAAGAUCCUCGAACUCGACCAUUUGACCGUCACCGGUGACGUAUACUUUGGGCGCAACGUGACACUGCGUGGAACUGUCAUCGUGGUUGCCAACGAAGGACAGCGGAUCGAUAUUCCCGAUGGCUGCAUUCUAGAGAACAGGCUCCUCUCAGGAAACCUGAACAUGAUUGAACUCUAA
Molecule: messenger RNA, 1515 nt
Organism: Psilocybe cubensis
Lineage: Eukaryota; Fungi; Basidiomycota; Agaricomycetes; Agaricales; Agrocybaceae
Exons: 10
Coding region: 1-1515 (504 amino acids)
Biological process (GO): glycogen metabolic process; UDP-alpha-D-glucose metabolic process
Cellular component (GO): cytoplasm
Molecular function (GO): UTP:glucose-1-phosphate uridylyltransferase activity
Source: RefSeq, a predicted model, not a curated record